GUGUUGCCUCAGGGCGCAGCAUUUGGAUUCAAACAAUGGUGUGGUGCUGUAGAGGGAUUAAAGAUAGAAUAAAAGGUUUACUAGUAAGAAGUUGUCUUAUUAGCCAGCGUUGUGAAGUUACAUUCUUAUUCCGGUUGAAGCUAUUUGAUAUUAUUCUGAAUCAUAACUACUUUGCAACACUUCGGAGCCGGGUUUACACCCCGCGCGAGCCAGUAGGUUUAAAUGAUGUCACGGAUACUCCAAAUGACCAAAUAAGGAAAGUGACACAUGGAAGUGGAAUUUGUUCUGGUCAGUUUUCAGCUUUAAUGAGUAGAAAGCUUUAGUGUGUAUAGCGCUUCGCCAUGUCAUAUAUUUUGUGAGUGUUGGUGUGUGCCACCGACACAACGCCUCGUUGUUGUGUGAAUACCUCUGUGUCCGUGUGUCAGUGAAUGUGUGUAAGCGUUGCUUUCUUGAGGAAAGAGAAAAGAGGAAGCAGUUCCGCCCUCAGAAGCAGCCCGGAGGCCGCGGAGAAAAGAGCCGAAAGAAGAGAAAAGAAGCGAACGACAGAGUACGCUUUAAACCCAGAACACGGUGUUAUUCUGCCGGUUAGUGUUUCGGCGGAUGGACGGUGGAACUCCGGUGCUGUGUUGAAAAGCUCGUUGGAGAAAAUUAGCUUCAUUUGAAUAAGUUUCAGUUUGAUAAAAUCGUCCAUGCUGGUGUCUUCUGCCAACAUUAACAGGCGACUUUACUCGAGCUCUUCGCUUCUGGAUCGUGUCUUUGGACCUUGGGUUAGCUCCUAGUCAACAGUGGGUCUCUGGUUGAGGCCCUUGAAGCUUUUUGAUCCGAGUUACAAUACAGUAUGAGCGGAGAAGAGGAAAGAUUCAAACUGGUGGUGGUGGGAGGAGGAGGGGUGGGGAAGAGCGCCCUGACCAUCCAAUUCAUCCAGUCCUACUUUGUGUCAGACUACGACCCCACCAUUGAAGACUCCUACACCAAGAUCUGUACUGUGGAUGGAAAGGAGACCCGGCUGGACAUCUUGGACACAGCAGGUCAAGAGGAGUUCGGGGCAAUGAGGGAGCAGUACAUGCGCUCAGGAGAAGGCUUCUUACUGGUGUUUGCGCUUAACGACCGGGGCAGCUACCAUGAGGUCCAGAAAUUUCACACCCAGAUCCUGAGAGUGAAGGACCGAGAUGAUUUCCCCAUGGUGCUGGUUGGAAACAAGGCUGACCUGGAACAGCAAAGAGUUAUCUCGAGGGAGGAUGCUCAGGCAUUCGCCAGAGAGAACAGGAUCCACUACAUGGAGGCUUCAGCCAAGAAUCGAUACAAUGUGGAUGAGGCCUUCCUGGAGCUGGUGCAAAUUAUCAGGAGGUUUCAGGAGAUGGAGAGUCCUCCUCCUCAAGCUCAUCAUACAGGGAAACAGAAGAGUGGUGGCUGUCCCUGUGUCCUCCUCUAAGUUACUAUGGACACCAAAGCCUCAUCCCUUUACUGCUUUUCCAGAAAGGAGUGUGUGUGUGUGUGUGUGUGAGAGUGAGAGAGAGAGAGAGAGAGAGAGAGAUAAGGUGCAUCAUUUUCUUUCCAAAUGGUUUCAUUUGCACUUUUGCCAAAAGCAACGUUUGUGUUUUAUUUUAAUGAAAUCAUCUGAAGAAGCAGCAGCAGAAUUAGUUUGGUGGAGAAACAGGAAGUCAGUACUCUGGCCGGUGUACCAGUGACAUCAUGACAUUACCGUACAAAGGUAGCAUCCACAAAUAAAAAUCACACCAUCACGUGUUGUAAAAAUGACCAAACUGCUGCAGGUACAGAUGUCAGCAGUGACUUUGCCACCACACAGCUGACUUAACACUUUAUUUCCAAUACUAUGUUUUUCGUGUGCAAAAAGAAAUGUGCAUGUAAGAUUUCAGCUUGGUGCUCAUGGCAUGUGGCAUGCCCAAAAAUGAAACAUCCAUGUUCCACGCCUUUCUGAAGGGGGCAGCAGAGCCCCACAGCAGAAUUAUACAAGGAAAGGGAGGAAGCGUGGCAGCAGUUCCAGGCUAUAGUGAUGUUUCUCCCUAUCUUUUCACCUGCAGUGCCAUAAUGAGACUGAAGUUGAGAUUGAAAACAUCCAUAAAUACCAGAUGACAGUUCAAGGGCCUAAACAGAUUGUACAUUAUCCAGAUGCAGACUGUUUCAGUAUGGGAACUCUUGGUCGGUUUGCCGUGCAAUGCCUAUUGAAAAUUUGACUAAAUUAAGGUUACAUGAACUUCAAGCUGGCAGUGCAGUAUUCACAACAGCAGAAGUUGUUUCUGUGUUUCACAUUUUAACAUUUGCAACAUGUUGGGCUGAAACAAAUACUGUCUGGAUCAGAGGUCUUCAACCUGGUAGCCUGUGAGUAGCCUAUGAGCUGUCCAGAGAUGUUGUGUAAUGUGAGUCUUUUCACAUGUGAAAGUCCAAACCAAGGUUUGAGAUUUUGUUACACUAUACGUUUGAUCUAGGUUUGGUUUCGCAUUGCAGUUUAGCUGAGUCUUGGUCUCUACUUGCAAUUGAUUGGUUUAUCGACGGCCGUUUAUCUGAUGUCAGCUAUAAGUGUGGCAGGUAGCCUUCUAUCACAGUUGGAAUGAAUGGAGUAAAUGUAUUUGCCAAUAUAAUAUUACUAUGGCAUUACUACCAGCAGCACCAACUUCAAGCGCAAUAAUUGAGUCUACCUCGAAUUCACCAAAUGUAGUGUGAAAAUUGUCUGCCAGAACUUCCUGUAAUUAGUCCAAUAGUUAGAUUUACCAUUCAUAAGAAUGUUUCCAUACUAGAAACAAACCAAGCCAUGGUUCAGUUUGGUCUACCACCUAAUUUGGUCGCACCUAGGUUAAGCUGUUUAGUCCGGACUGUGGUCUCAGGGAGGUUUCACACCUGUAACUUUGGUUCGGAACAAACUGGAAAGUCCGGACUGUGUCAGAACAUUUAAAUACAUUACCUAUACAUUUUUAUUGAUUAAAAAAGUAUAUUGUGACUAUAAUUUAUUACAUAUUACAUAUUCCCACUUGAAACCAGGCUUCCCUGUUCUGCCCUUGCCAACUUUCUCUGAGCUGAUUUGUAGAUUUUCAUGAUCUAUCAGUUAAUUGGUGGAUUAGGCGAGUAAAUGGACUCUCAGUUCUUAUCAGUAGAUUUCUCUCAAGAUCCUUCAGUGUUAAUACAACCACCAGAGAAGAAAUAACUUCCUCAUCCACAAUUCCAAUUGGUUUAACCCUGUACGUAGAAAAUGACUAAAGGUGCAGAUACACGCCUCUAUGUAAUUCUAUUGAAAGCAUCAAUUUAACAUGGAUGUUCAUCAAAUAUCCAUAGCAGCCCUGCCAUUCAUUUUCUCCUUUAGGUAGCCCUCACACUCAGAAAUGUUGGAGACCCCUGGUCUGGAUGUUCAUGGUUUUGGGGAUAGGUUGACUACAUUCUGGUACUUUUUUUCUCCAUUGUUUUAGUUUUUACAUCAUCAGUGUUUAAAAAUGAGGUAAAAUCAAACAAUGAUGUUUUUCUCAAAGAAAUUAACAAUAGUGACCACAGAGUUGACACUGUAGUAAUGAACUGGUUACAGGUUAAAGUUCCUUCUUGACUUUGAGUAAAGUAGUUGAACAGCAUAAUCCUAACUUGGGGUUCAGAUCAGAAUCAGAAUCGGGUUUAUUGCCAAGUAAGUUUUUUGUCUUGGUGCAUUGGUGCAUAAAAAUCACACAAAAAUAAAGUACUUUUUAAAAUAUACAUAAAUAAAGAUAAGGAUAAAGAUAGAAAGAUCCAAACUGUACAGGAAAGAUAUUUACAAUGGUCUUCAUCAGUGGAUGGGGGGACUCAGUCAUGGAGAUGGUUCAGUUGUCAUUGUGUGUUGUUGCAACUUCAAUCAUGUAAUGGCAGGUGAUUAUAUAUAGGGAGAGAUGGUAAACCCCGUUUCUGUUCAAAGGGCUGUAUUCGGGAACCACCUGUACUGCCGACAAAUGCAGAAUGUUUUACAUACUGCAUACCGCUUUUCAUACUAGUAUGCAGUAUGAAACUGUUAAAUUAAUUGAUUUUGCAGUGUGCUAGGCAAGACUCAACUGGUUUCAGGUUUUGGAAAGCAGAAGUAAACAAUAGCACAGCUAAUGGCUUACUGUGUAACAUCCCAUUAUGCUCUAUGUUAGAUGUUAUGAAUGUGGAUUUUCUCAAAGAUGCCUGAGAGAUGGGUAACAUGUAUCUGAGGAUUGGAAAGAACUAGAUUAACCGGUGUUUUGCUAGAGAGAAAGACAGUUCCUAAUCUACAUUCAUAGAGAUGUAACUAGCAAAAUGCUAACUAGCAAGCUAAUGCCUAUAUGUAGAUUAGUUAGUUAACAUUUUGCUAAGAUAGCUAACUUAAAAUGUGACUAUAUAUGUGUCACUUUUAUCACUUAACCAUCUUUAAAAUUUGGUUAUCUUUUCAAUAUAGAGAGCCUAGCACAUAGCAUAUCAAAGUACAGGAAAGGAGAAACUUUCUCCUGACUUAGAAGGGGUCCAUUUGGACCAUGGUAUCAAGACAAUCAAAAACCACAGACAGGAGUCCAAUUCACAUCUUCAAGCACCUUCGUCACUGCUUCUUAUCUGCAAGGAAACAUUAACUCAAGAUGAUGCACACCAAAACAAGGCUUUAUCAAGCUCACUUGAAAAAAAAAAUCUCACAGUAUUUUUCUAAAUAUCCACUUUUAUAUCUCCCAUUUGUAAUGCUUUGGGCAGUUUGGUUUACUUCUUUCCCCUUUUAUUAAGAAUUAAUAUUUAUAUCCACCUUACAACCUGCAUUUCACAUCAUAAGUUUUAUAUAGAAAAAUUGUCAAAUCACUUUUGUACACCAUUAAAACAUUUACUCAAA
Messenger RNA from Dicentrarchus labrax (European seabass), 4804 nucleotides. It is a transcript of the gene rras, whose product is annotated as RAS related. The record is from RefSeq and is a predicted model, not a curated record. Gene Ontology annotation, biological process: signal transduction. Gene Ontology annotation, cellular component: plasma membrane. Gene Ontology annotation, molecular function: GTPase activity; GDP binding; GTP binding. Bases 839 to 1432 code for a protein of 197 amino acids. The transcript has 6 exons. Lineage: Eukaryota; Metazoa; Chordata; Actinopteri; Moronidae.